This is a messenger RNA of Aspergillus niger, 555 nucleotides long. RefSeq lists its product as uncharacterized. NCBI's taxonomy places the organism in Eukaryota, Fungi, Ascomycota, Eurotiomycetes, Eurotiales, Aspergillaceae. The transcript is spliced from 3 exons. The record is from RefSeq and is a predicted model, not a curated record. The coding region runs from base 1 to 555 and encodes 184 amino acids.
AUGGAGUCUGCGCAAAGAGAGGGCCAAUUGCUUGGAUGGAUUUUUCCAAUGGAAAUCAGGAUCCUCUUGCUCAGACAACUGGCAGCUCCCCAGUGGAUCUUGGAGCAUCAGAAGUGUUUCAUCGCCAUCAACGGAGAAAAAAAUCCUGUCGCUCCUCUCCCCCCCAACAAGGACCGCGACACCGCUUCUGGGCCCCCAGAUCCAGUGGCUCCGCCGUCGGGCGAGAUCCGGACAACGGCUUCCAAGUUCUGGCCUUCCAGUGAAGACUCGCCCAGCCCUUCCGGUUCACAGCGUCAUCCUGACCCGAUUGACCUGGCCCCAUCCCAGGGCGAUAGGUCAGCCGACCCCACGCGUGUGGGAACUAUUAAUAACUUGGGAUAUCCCGCAUACGCUGGUCCGCUGCCUGGAGGAGUGACCUUUCGGCCGCUGCAAGCUGAUCCCAGCGCCCUUUAUCUAUCGCGGGCAUCCUUCCCGGUUUCCUCCAAUUGCUAUUCCCAGUUCUAUCCCAGCUGCCCCGAACCCAAGCAGGGUGGACCAGCAGGAACAGUGACAUGA